UAAAGUUUGAUUCAUUAAAUAAUAAAUCAGUUAUCUAAUUGGAACAACCAAACAUAUUCAGAUUAAAAAUUAUAUUCAAAAUUUUAUAAAUUAUUACUAUAAAUAAUAAUUCAAGCAGAUAAAAACAAUUUUGUUAGAUUAUUUUAUUCUUUCACAAGCUAGUUUUACAAAAUGAAUCAAGGAUAAGGAAGCAUUCCAUAAAAAUAUCGCCACUAAGUUCGUAUAGGAAACUGGAGCGAAGAGUGGGAAUUAGAAAAAAUAAGAUUCAAAGAUUAUUUAGCUACAUAAACUAAAACAUCAAUUGCAUAAUAAAAGAUCGAAGCUGGUCAUCAAAAAGCUUCUCUCACUUAUUCAAGAGAUGGUUACAUUCAUUUUGGAGAUAGAAUUAUGCUUUAUAAUGAUAAGACAAGAGGUUAUUUAGUUUGUGAUAUUUGGGAAAAAUAUAACUAAAUAGAUGAAAGCUAUCCUGUGUCUACAACUGGAAAGACCUUCCCAUGUGCACGCUCUAUUUUCUUAAUACAACCUUGCCCUGAAGAUUACAAUCCUAGAUAAAACAUCUUGUGCUAUGGAUAGAAAUUUAAGAUUGUUGUCAAUCCUAGAAUGUUUAGAAAACCACUCUACUUAUCUAGCUAGCCUGCUGAUCCUUAAAGAAGUAAAAAAAACUCAAGACAAUAAGAUUCAUUCCUUUCUUCCAAGGAUAAUUUUGAUUCUGUUUGGGUUGUUGAGCAUAUUGACCCUUAAAUUAGAUUUGAAAUGAAUAAAUAACCUGUUAGAGCAAAUGAUCCUAUAAUCUUAAAACACUUCUAAACAAAUUAGUACUUAGCAAGUGAUGAGUAGUAAGUGAAGAACACUUAUGGAAUUGAAAACGAAGUUUUUGCUCUUUAAUAUUAAACAUAUAACAAAACAUAAAAUUUAAUUGCUGAAAAGAUGGGAAGAACUACAAUUGAUAUUCCUAUGAGAAACUAGCAUUCUUAAAACACUUGGUGUCUUGUUACAGCUGAUGAUCCAAUCUUAGAAUUUGAUGAGAGUGUUCUUGAUCGUAUAGAAACUCCUAAAGACAUAGUUUAAAAGUUACGCUAUUAAAUAUCUGCAAGAGGAUUCUUCAGUUUAAGAGGUCUUGAUUUUAUUUUUAGAGAUAUGGACUAAUAAAAAACAGGUUAACUUGAAUAUGACGAUUUCCGUUGGGGUUUAAGAAACUUUGGAAUACAAUCAACACCAGAAGAAGUUAAAUUAUUAAUGGAAGCUUAUGAUAAAAAUCUUAAUGGAUAUGUUGAUUAUCAAGAAUUUAUUUCAUCUCUGAGAGGAAGCUUAUCUGACAGAAGAAGUGAUUUAGUUUCAAAAGCUUUUGAAAAAAUAUAGCAAUAGUAUGGAGUAGUAAAUUUAGAAACUAUUGGUAAGGCUUACAAAGCACACAAAUACACAGAUGUUGUAAGAGGUCAAAAAUCUGCAAAGUAACAUUUCGAUGAAUUCAUAAAGGAAUGGUAGAUAAAAGAUUUAUUGAAACCAAUUUCAAAAUUAGAAUUUAUCCUUUUCUAUCAAGAUGUCAGUGCACUCAUUGAUAGAGAAGAAUAGUUUGAUUCUUUAAUUAAAUAAACUUGGGAAUUGUGA
Messenger RNA from Tetrahymena thermophila SB210, 1608 nucleotides. Its product is annotated as EF hand protein. The record is from RefSeq and is a predicted model, not a curated record. NCBI's taxonomy places the organism in Eukaryota, Ciliophora, Oligohymenophorea, Hymenostomatida, Tetrahymenidae. Gene Ontology annotation, biological process: cilium assembly. The transcript is spliced from 10 exons. Gene Ontology annotation, molecular function: calcium ion binding. Gene Ontology annotation, cellular component: motile cilium.